Drosophila elegans is the source of this 950-nucleotide messenger RNA. RefSeq names its product transcription factor BTF3 homolog 4 (gene bic). Lineage: Eukaryota; Metazoa; Arthropoda; Insecta; Diptera; Drosophilidae. The coding region runs from base 119 to 628 and encodes 169 amino acids. Gene Ontology annotation, cellular component: nascent polypeptide-associated complex; cytosol. The transcript has 2 exons. The record is from RefSeq and is a predicted model, not a curated record.
CUCACAUAUACAUACUGCUUUGCCAUUUUUAUCAUGGCGAUUUCUUUUUGACAUUUGACUACAACUGGGCGCACGUGUUUUCGGGCAAGGCUCUGUGCUAAAUUAUAGUAAAAUCAAAAUGAAUCCGGAGAAGCUGAAGAAGUUGCAGGCGCAGGUGCGCAUUGGCGGCAAGGGAACCCCCCGCCGCAAGAAGAAGAUUGUUCACUCCACGCCCGCCACCGACGACAAGAAGCUGCAGUCGUCGCUGAAGAAGCUGUCGGUGAACACCAUUCCCGGCAUCGAGGAGGUGAACAUCAUCAAGAACGAUGGCACCGUCAUCCACUUCAACAAUCCCAAGGCCCAGGCCUCGCUGCCGACGAACACGUUCGCCAUCACCGGCCACGGUGAGAACAAGACGAUCACCGAGAUGGUUCCCGGCAUCCUGACGCAACUAGGACCCCAGGACAUCAACCAGCUGAAGAAGCUGGCCACGGAGAUUGCCAACAAGAGCGCCGCCGGCGGCGCAGCCGGUUCCUCGGCCGUCGAUGCCGGCGAUGAUGAUGUGCCCGAUCUGGUGGAGAACUUCGAGGAGGUGGCCAUUGCUGGCACAAAGGAGGAGAAGUCCGGUGAGGUGGCGGCCUCCGCUUAAUAGCCAGGACGAAUCACCUAAAAACAACACCACACACACAAAAACACCGAACACAAAAACACAUACAAAACAUACGGCCAGGGAGCAAACAGAAGGGGCGGCCAUACAGGCAUACGCACCCCUCCGGCAGUCGGAAUUACACCAACCAUACCCAGUACCACUACUCGCCGUUCCGUAACCAAAUCGGAAUCACUCCGGACUGUGGCGGUACGUGCCUGGAUGGGCCAUCCUUCGGGCUCCCUUUAGCCACUUUUUGGGGGUCAUGCUACACACUAUACUAAAAUACAAAAAAUAAAGGCAUCCGAGUGAGCGCUGAACAGAA